GGUCAGGAGUGCGGGACACAACGAACCUGGACACUGAGAAGUCCGCUUUCAAUGGAGUAGAGAGACACGAUGAGCGAAGAUGGUUAGCUUGAAAUGCCCGGUGAAGCCACAGAAACCGUCCCUGCUACAGAGCAGGAGUUGCCACAGCCCCAGGCUGAGACAGCUGUGCUUCCUAUGUCUCCAGCCUUGAAUGUCACUACUGCCUUAGGGCAGCCAGGAUCUACCCCUACCCCUCCUUGCUCCUUGGCCCCCCAACAAUGCCCCAUACCAAUUGCAAACCAGUCAUCCCCAUUUCCCGCUCCCUCUACUAGUAGCUCAGUCUCUUUAGAGGUUCCUUUUCCCCAGCCAGCUUCAGGAAUGACCAUGCCUUUAGAAACUUCCCCUGACACCCCAACUUUCCUACCACACCUGAUAGGACCUCCUAUCUCCCCAGCUGCCUUAGCCCUGGCCUCUCCCAUGUUAGGGCCAAGUUUGAAAGGUGCCCAUUCCUGUUCAGCUCCGUUGGCUCUAGUUGCAUUGGCUCCCCACUCAGUUCACAAAAGUUCAGCUGUAGCUGAGUCAGGGUCAGUGACAUCUCUGUCAGCUCCCCUCACUGCCUCAGAACCAAAGACCUCUCCCAUUCAAGUUCCCUCUCCAGUAGUUCCUAAUCUGAAAGAUCCUACCCCAUAUCUUCCAGUUACAGUCAGUGGAAUUCCUCCCCACUUUGUAACUCCCUUGGUCUCUAGUGAAUCUAGAGUAUCUUCUUAUCCUCAGAUACCACCUAUCACUUCUCAGGUUAGAAGUAUCCCCGUUUCCCCAGCUCUAAUGCCACAAAAUCCUUUAAGCUCAAGCCUAAAGGGGCCUGUUGGUUCACCUACUACCUUCUCUCUCUCAACCCAGUCUGUUCCUGCAGUGGCCUCUUCGCAAAAGACUGGAAUUCCCAAUAUCCCCCCAGUUUUCCCCACUUCCCUUAGCACUCAUCUUGCACCUUUACAUCAAAGUUGUUUAGGCUCUCCUGUUCAACCUUUAGGUCAAACAGGCCCUAGCAUUCUGUUAGAUUCUAUAACGAAUACUAUUUCCAAAGAUCAUUCUUCCAUGGAGGCCUCUUACCCAUCUCAGAGAUCUGAGAUUCCUCCUCUUCCUUCUAGGAGUGAGCUUAUUGCUAGUGCUGCCGCUUCCCUUCCAUUCAAAGCUCCCACUUCAACUCUAAUUAUUUCUGCUGAUAAAGGCCAGUCUGCCAUCACUAGCGUAACCUGCCACAGUCCUGCUGUCUCCCCAAAUGUAGCUACUGUUUAUUCAUUGUGUCCCUCAGCCUCUCUUAUUCUCAAAGGCCCAACUAAUACUACUACCUUUGAGGUAGCUACUUGUGUGGCUUCUCCAGUUUCAUCAGGUCCCAUAAGUGGUAAAGAAUCAACUUCUUCUGCCUUGGGUGUGGUACCUAUGACUUACAAGGAACUUCCUACUCCUCAGGUGGCAGCUACUCCAUCCCAGGCAGGAUUCCCUACCAAGAAAGAUUCUAUUAAUCUGCUACCUUUGGCCCUGGCAGGCCCCCAAAAUUUUCCCUCUCUUCAGAAUGUAUCAUCUCUGGAAGUAACUUGUGGAGCCACUGUAGCAAAGAAAGGCCUUGUAGGCCCUCUCCCUGUGACUGAGCCAGCUGGUGCUACUGCUGCUGCUCUGGAUGUCAGCUCCCCAAUCUCUGUAGUUAAGACAGAUCCUUAUGCAAGCCCAGACUCUACUAGUCUGUUUCUUAAAAGUUCUGAUACUGCCCCAACAGUGCUUGAUAUUCCUUUGGAAAGUGCUGACCCUGUGGGAGUGGCUCCUACAGCUGCCAGAGAUACUGCUUCUCCUGCAACUACAUCCGGUCCUUUUGUAGGAGCUGUCUUGUCAGCUGCUGAAAACCACCCAGCUAAAAAGGAUAUUUACACUCCUACUACUUUACCUUUGGUUCCACAGACCUCUGAAAGUUGCCCUGUAGCUCCAGCUGUGAAUUUAUCCCCCCAGAAUGUUUCUGUUUCUGCAGCUACCGUGGUAGAGGCCCCUGAAAUUCCUAAGUCUUUGCCUUUUCCCACAGUUGUACCAGCUGACAUUUCUCUUGAACAAAAGAAAGUUGGUGAUAUUUCUCAUACCUCAACAUUGGCACCUUUGGCUUCCUCCCCUGGAGGGCAUCCAAGUGAAGAUUCUGGUGCUUCUGUUACUAUAUCUUACCUGGCUAAUUCCCCAUCUCCUUUAGGGACUGGUAUUUCUCCUCAGUCUAAAAGACUGGCAACCCAGAAGGAUUCCACUGUCACUGAUAAUCUGACUGGAAAUGUCUCCAGUAUUUCUCACAUUGAAGCUUCUUUCCUUCCAGAAGCUAGUCAUUCUUUUCAAGACCCUAAAGAUUCACUAACCAAAAAGCAGUCUCCUCCUUCCUCUACUCCUUUCCCAGAAGGAACAACACCAUGCCCCAAAGAGGUCCCAGCAACCCUCUGUCCCAUAGAGGUCCCUGAUUCCCCACUUGCAGCUCCAGCAUCCCCUAAAAAGGCCCUAACAACCCAGUCCUUCAAAGGGACUCCCACUAUCCCAGCCAAGACUCCUUCCUCCCAUAAAAAGGACCCUGCAACCUCAUCCCUCAAAGCACCCCCCAUUGCCCCAGCUAAGACAUCUACCUCCCCCAAAAGAGUUCCCAUUCCUCUAUCUGAGACUGAUCCCUCCCCCCAAAACUCCUCAGCAACUGCAGCCCCCAAAGAGACCCCAGCAAUCCCCUCUUCCAAAGGAGCCACCGACCCGUCAACUGAGACUGCUCCCUCCCCCAAAAAGGCCUCAGCAACUACAGCCCCCAAAGAGACCCCAGCAAUCCCCUCUUCCAAAGGAGCCUCCACUCCCUCAACUGAGACUCCUCCUCCUCCCUCCCCCAAAAAGGCCUCAGCAACUACAGCCCCCAAAGAGACCCCAGCAAUCCCCUCUUCCAAAGGAGCCUCCACUCCCUCAACUGAGACUCUUCUUCCUCCCUCCCCCAAAAAGGCCCCAGUAACUGCAGCCCCCAAAGAGACUCCUACAACCCCCUCUUCCAAAGGAACCUCUGCCCCCUCAUCUAAGACUCCUCCCUCCCCCAAAAAGGCCCCAGCAACUGCAGCCCCUAAAGAGAUUUCAGCAACCCCCUCUUCCAAAGGAGCCCCCACCCCCUCAACUGAGACUGCUCCUUCCCCGAAAAAGGCCCCAGCAACUGUAGCCCCCAAAGAGACUCCAGCAACCCCCUCUUCCAAAGGAGCCCCCACCCUCCUAACGGAAACUCCUCCCUCCCCCAAAAAGGCCUCAGCAACUACAGCCCCCAAAGAGACUCUAGCAAUCCCCUCUUCCAAAGGAGCCUCCACUCCCUCAACUGAGACUCCUCCUCCUCCCUCCCCCAAAAAGGCCCCAGUAACUGCAGCCCCCAAAGAGACUCCAGCAACCCCCUCUUCCAAAGGAGCCUCCACUCCCUCAACUGAGACUCCUCCUCCUUCCUCCCCCAAAAAGGCCCCAGUAACUGCAGCCCCCAAAGAGACUCCAGCAACCCCCUCUUCCAAAAGAGCCUCCACUCCCUCAACUGAAACUCCUCUUCCUCCCUCCCCCAAAAAGGCCUCAGUAACUGCAGCCCCCAAAGAGAUUCCAGCAACCCCCUCUUCCAAAGAAACCUCCAUCCCUCCAACUGAUACUCCUCCCUCCCCCAAAAAGGCCUCAGCAACCCCCUCUUCCAAAGGAGCCCCCACCCCCACAACUGAGACUCCUUCCUCCCCCAAAAAAGUCCCAGCAACUCCAUCCCUCAAAGGGGCUCCCACUCUCCCAGCCAAAACUCCCUCCAAAAAGACCCCAGCAUCUGCAGCCCCUACAAGGGCCCCCACUCCUCUACCUGAGACUUUUCCUUCCCCAAAAAAGGCCCCAGCAACUCCAGCCCCCAAAGAGGCCUCCACUCCCCCACCUGAGAUUUCUCUGUCUCCAAAAAAGGCCCUAACAACUGCAUCCCCCAAAGAGACCUCAGCAACUCCUUCCAAAGGAAUCUCCACUCCCCCAACUGAGACUUCCCUCUCCAAAAAGACUGCAGCUAGUGCAGCCUCCAAGGAGACCAGUGGGGCUCCAUUCCCCAAAGGGGUCCCCACCACCACUAUAAGUGUCCCAGAAAAUGGAGUCCUCAAAGAGACCCCAACAAUUGAAUCACCCAAAGAGGCUCCCACUGCCCCAGUCAAGACUCCUUCCCCCAAAAAGACUUCAGCAACUGCAGCAUCCAAGGAGACACUAACAACUAUAACCCCAAAAGGGUCCCCCACCUCCACAGCCAAGACUCCCCCCAAAAAGGCCUCAGCAACUGAAGUUCCCAAGGAGAUCCCCACAACUCCAUCCCCCAAAGGGGUCCUUACCACCCCUGCUGAAACUCCCCUCUCUCCUAAAAAGGCCUUAGCAACUGCAGCUCCCAAAGAAGUCUUAACAGUCCCAUCCCCCAAGGCAGCCUCCAUUUCCUCUGGUGUGGUUCCUGCCUCCCCUAAAAAGCCCCCUGCAACUGCAGCCCCCCAAGAGACCCUACCAAGCCCACCCCCCACUGAGGUUCCCACUUUACCAUCACAGACUACUCCCUCCCCCAAAAAAGCCCCAGCAACUGCAGCCCCCAAAGAGACUCUGGCAAACACAUCUUCCAAAGGAGCCUCCAUUCUCCCAGCUCUGGUUCCUCCUUCCCCUAAAAAGGCCCCAGCAGCUGCCACCCCCAAGGAGAUCCUAGCAGACACACACCCCUCUUCCAAAAAAGGUCUGGCACCUGCCUCCCCCAAAAAGGCUUCAGGAGUACCAGCCCCCAAAGAGCCUCCCAUGCCCACAUCAGAGACUCCUCUCUCCCCACAAAAAGCCUCAAGUUCAUCCAAAGGGGCCCCCAUUACUACAAUCCUGGCUCCUGCCUCUCCUAAAAAUGCCUCAGCAACUUCAGCCCCCAAAGAGGCCCCAGCCACUCCAUCCUGCAAGGAGAACCCUUUUCCAGGCAAAGCUCCCUCCCCCAAAAAGCCUUCAGUAACCUCACCUUCCAAAGGGAUCUCAAGUGGCCCAUCCCCCCAAAAGGCUACAGAAACCACAGCUUCCAAAGAGCCCCCCACUCCUACAGUGGUGACUCACUCCUCCAAAAAAGUCCCAUCAGCCAAAGGGAGCCCCCCUGUCUCAGCCAAGACUCCUUCUCCAAAAAAGACCCCAACAACUGUAGCACCCAAAGAGGGCCCUGAUCCCCAAGUUGUGAUGCCCAGCCCCUCUCAAAAGGCUCCAGUAACCCCGUUUCCCAAAGGGGUUCAAUCUGUCUCAUCUGUGACUCCCAACUCCCUUAAAGAUGCCCCAGCAAACCCAUCCUCUAAAGGAGCUUUCUCUCCUUCAGCUAGUACUCCUCAAAAGACUCCAGCCUCCAAAAGGGCCUCCACUUCCCUAGAUGCCACCCCUCUCUCUUGCAAGGAAGGCCCAGCUUUAGCUGUGACUCCUCACUCUCACAAAGAGGCUCCAUCCUCUGAAGAAGCCCCUAUUUUUCCAGCCACUCUUGCUGCUUCCAAAGGAGCCCCUGCCAUCUCCUCUGUGUUUCCUCCCUCCCCUAAAGGCUUCCCUACUUCCCCAGUGUCAGUUCCAAGUACCUUGGGGGCUAUUGACCCUCAGGCAUUAGAAGGGCUCCCAGAAAAGAAAAGCCCCAUAGAUACCAAAGAAGUACUUGUUGCCCCAGCUCCAAAAAGUGCAUCAAUCACUGAGGCUCCUGCUCAUAAAGGCACAGGAGCCAAGAAUUCUGCCACUGUACCUCUUAAGUGUUCUGAUCCCUCUGCUAAAAAUGAUACUAAAGGAUCUCAUUCUACCAUGGCUGCAGCACCCAUUCAGAAAGAUUCUUCAAAGACAACAAAAGCCCUCCAUAUUUCUACAAAAGGCACAGGUUCUCAUUCUGCAAAAGGUUCCUUGGCUGCUCCUCCUGAGUCCAAGACAUCUACCCCUCUAGCAGCAGUGGCCUCUGACCCUAAAGCUGGAUCAGCACCUGUCUCUCCAGCACCCAACCCACCAGUUUCCCUGCCUCUUGCUCCCUCCCCAGUUUCCCCUCUCCUUCCUAAACAGCAGUUUCUGCAGUCCUCACCUGGGCUGGAGUCACCCUCUAAGCCCCCAGCCCCUGCUGAUGAGGAUGAGCUGCCGCCUCUGAUUCCCCCGGAACCCAUCUCUGGGGGCAUGCCUUUCCAGACGGUCCUCGUCAACAUGCCCACCCCCAAACCUGCUGGAAUCCCUGUCCCAACCCCCUCUGCCAAGCAGCCUGUUUUGAAGAACAACAAGGGGUCUGGAACAGAAUCUGACAGUGAUGAAUCAGUACCAGAGCUUGAGGAGCAAGAUUCCACACAAGCAACCACACAACAAGCCCAGCUGGCAGCAGCAGCUGAAAUCGAUGAAGAACCAGUCAGUAAAGCAAAACAGAGUCGGAGUGAAAAGAAGGCACGGAAGGCUAUGUCCAAACUGGGUCUUCGGCAGGUUACAGGGGUUACUAGAGUCACUAUCCGGAAAUCUAAGAAUAUCCUCUUUGUCAUCACAAAACCAGAUGUCUAUAAGAGCCCAGCUUCAGAUACCUACAUAGUUUUUGGGGAAGCCAAGAUUGAAGACUUAUCUCAGCAAGCACAGUUAGCGGCUGCUGAGAAAUUCAAAGUUCAAGGUGAAGCUGUCUCAAACAUUCAAGAAAAUACACAGACUCCAACUGUUCAAGAGGAGAGUGAAGAGGAAGAGGUUGAUGAAACAGGUGUGGAAGUUAAGGACAUAGAAUUGGUUAUGUCACAAGCAAAUGUAUCAAGGGCAAAGGCGGUCCGAGCUCUGAAGAACAACAGUAAUGAUAUUGUAAAUGCUAUUAUGGAACUAACAAUGUAAUCAUCUGAAAAGAGGACUUCUUUGGUGUUUGCAAAAAGGUCACUGCAGCUUGGUUUGAAAUUUGUACUGUUUCUAUCACUAAUAAAGUUAUGACUUAUUGGAUGAA
Messenger RNA from Cavia porcellus (domestic guinea pig), 6943 nucleotides. RefSeq names its product nascent polypeptide associated complex subunit alpha (gene Naca). Bases 94 to 6837 code for a protein of 2247 amino acids. Gene Ontology annotation, cellular component: cytoplasm; nascent polypeptide-associated complex. Gene Ontology annotation, biological process: protein targeting to membrane. Lineage: Eukaryota; Metazoa; Chordata; Mammalia; Rodentia; Caviidae. The record is from RefSeq and is a predicted model, not a curated record. The transcript is spliced from 9 exons.